Hevea brasiliensis (rubber tree) is the source of this 387-nucleotide messenger RNA. RefSeq lists its product as uncharacterized. The transcript is spliced from 2 exons. The record is from RefSeq and is a predicted model, not a curated record. Bases 1 to 387 code for a protein of 128 amino acids. Lineage: Eukaryota; Viridiplantae; Streptophyta; Magnoliopsida; Malpighiales; Euphorbiaceae.
AUGAAAACUAAUGAGAAGGAUAUGACAAGAGCUGAUGCACUUAGUCAUAUAGCAUUUGUUCUUCAUGAAAUAAGUGCGCAUGUCAUUGGAUUUGAAAGAAUGAAAGAUGAUUAUAAUACUUGUCCUGAUUUUGGUCUUAUUUUUCAAGAGGUGAAUACAGGUAAUCGUUGUGAUUUUGUUAUUCUUGAUGGUUAUUUUUUUAAGGCCACCAAAUUAUGCAUUCCUUGCACUUCACUUAGAGAAUUCUUAGUAUGGGAAUUACAUGUAAGUGGGCUAGCAGGAUAUCUUAGAAAAGAUAAGACCAUUGCACUUGUUGAUGAUAGGUUCUAUUGGCCUUCAUUGAAGAGAGAUGUUGUUAGGAUUGUCUCACAGUGCCGCACUUAUUAG